Molecule: messenger RNA, 2251 nt
Organism: Rhagoletis pomonella (apple maggot)
Lineage: Eukaryota; Metazoa; Arthropoda; Insecta; Diptera; Tephritidae
Product: peroxidase
Biological process (GO): response to oxidative stress
Molecular function (GO): heme binding; peroxidase activity
Source: RefSeq, a predicted model, not a curated record
CUACAAAUACUUCAAUGACUUGGCACGGCAGGCGCACUCAUCGAAGAUUUCACUGCGACACACUGCGCUCGAAGGACUUUGUCCACCACGCGAUCCGCCUACCUGCAUGCCCGCCUCGGCGCGUUACCGCACACACGAUGGUACUUGCAACAGCAAACGUCGGCCACGAUGGGGUGCCGCACAAAUGCCAUUCAAUCGUUUUUUGCCACCGGAGUAUGGCGAUGGCGUCGACUCGAUACGGCUGUCUGUAGAGGGUGGAGCUUUAGCCUCUUCGCGCUUCGUCAGUCUGUUGGUGCAUGGUGCGCGUGAUGGUGAAGCUGUUGUAACGCUGAUGACCGCGCAAUGGGGACAGCUGCUCGAUCACGAUAUGACAUCAACAGCGCAACCGAGGUCGAUCAAUGGCUCGGUGCCGAGCUGCUGCGGCAAUACCGAUUUCCACCCGUCUUGCUUUCCCAUCAAAGUGCCGUUGGAUGAUCCUUGGUUGGCGCCGCUCAAGGUGCGCUGCUUGGAAUUUUUGCGCUCCGCGCCAGCACAGCGCAGAGACUGCGUGCUUUCGUGGCGCGAACAAACCAAUCAAGCCACCUCAUACAUAGACGCCUCGCCCAUUUAUUCGAACAGCGUCAAGUCGUCCGACAAUGCGCGGGUCUUCCGCAAUGGCCUGUUGGUGUAUGGUCGCGGUAAUCCUGCGGAGGAUGUGUGUCAUCGCGGCGCUAUAGCCACGCAGUGCAUACGCGCUGGUGAUGGGCGCAGCGGCGAACAGCCGGGCUUGUUGGCAUUACACCACGUCUGGGUUGGGGAGCAUAAUCGCAUUGCAAUGGAAUUGAGUGAAAUGAACUUGCACUGGAGUGACGAAAAGAUUUAUCAGGAAACGCGUCGCAUAAUAGGCGCCAUGUUUCAACACAUUACCUACAGGGAGUUCUUGCCGAUUGUGUUGGGACGCGAGGUGUGCAGAUUGUUUGACUUAGAAUUGCUGAGCAGUGGCUUUUACCAAGGCUACGAUCCCAAAACGAAUCCAACUGUAGCGAAUUCAUUUGCAGCAGCCGCAUUUCGGUUCGGACAUUCGUUGGUGCAAAAUUCCUACAUGCGCUGUGACCGGUUUCACAAUUUUAUGCGAAACAAUGUCAGCCUACACGAGGAAUUCCAGCGUGGUGACAUUGGGUCGCCGGGCUCGCUGCAUCGCCUGUUACGUGGCUUAGUGAACCAGCGUGCGCUCAAGCGUGAUGAGUUCAUAACACCAGAGCUGACUAAUCAUCUUUUUCAAACCCCAGGAUUCCCCUUCGGUUUGGAUUUAGCGGCCAUUAAUAUACAACGCGGUCGUGAUCAUGGUGUACCACCCUACACCUCGUGGCGUGUACCAUGUGGGCUCACGCCCAUAAACAGUUGGGAAGACUUCGCCAAUGUCGUUGGGCCACAGUCUGCGCAGCGCAUUAGCCAUGCCUAUCGCAGUGUCCACGACAUUGAUCUUUUUGUCGGCGGUAUAGCUGAACGUCCUGUGGUGGGCGGGCUCGUAGGUCCGACAUUCGCUUGCAUCAUUGCUCAGCAAUUCAGCAAUUCGCGCAAAGGUGAUCGUUUCUGGUAUGAAAAUGGCGGCUUUGAAAAUUCGUUCACACCUGCGCAACUGCAAUCAAUUAGACAGGUUUCAUUGGCGCAGGUUCUUUGUCGUACCGUUGGUGGUGGUACCAUGCAACCGCAUGUAUUCUUGCCUACAGAUAUUGCAGGAAAUGAGCGCCAAGUGUGCGGCACAGGCGCAUUGGCGCUCCUCGACUUGAGUCCGUGGAUCGAACAAGAUCCUUUCGCGACCGUUACUACAAAUACAGCACACGAACCAGACCGCGUUUUCGAGAUUAUAACUACUAACAAAAUGACCGAGACCGCGCCGACUGUCUCAUUGCAGGUGGUUAAAGAGAAUAAGGCCGGGUUUUCAAAUCGCAUACGCCCAACAGACCAUACGAACUUGGUGGCCACAGGCAUCAACAGUUUUGUGACGGGCGUUCAAGUGCCUGGCGAAGUGAUUCACAUAAGCGACAAACUGGACAUUCGACAGAAAGUUUCGCCCGCGAAGCGACCUACUGUGACAGCAAAACCAAUCAAGGGUAUAAAUAAUAAGCUUGAUAAGAAUCCAUCACGACGACCGCAAAGUACACGACGCACGACAGCGGUAGUGAAUAACAUACCAAUAGAAUUACGAAGUGUCGGAACAGAUGAGACUGGACCUAACAUCAUUGAGACUAAGUCAAAAGGCAUUUCCAUU